UCAGUUCGGUCGACAAUGUGACGAACGAACGCAGCAUGUAAGGUAUGCUUGCAAAUUUUUCAUCUAUCAAAUCAAGUAUACAGUAUCAUAAGUUUCUUUUUGUAAGAGAAAACAUUGGAAAUAUUUGAUAUGUGAAAUCGAAUUAAAUCUGUGCACGAAGGUGAAUGAGUAAAAGUGAAGAUCAUAUCAUCAUCGAUUUCUUUGGACACUCGAGUCUGCAAUCGCUGAUACGUAAUAUUUCAACCAGUUACAGCGCCAACCACGUGAUUUCCCUGAUACGAGUAGGCGCUUAAUUCAAACAAGAUAGAGGAACUUACAUUGAAUCGAUUUGAUAUGGAAAAAGAAAGAGAUAGAUAAGAAAUUUUUCUCUUACUGCAUAAGUGCAAAGUAGAAAAAAAAUAGAGCUUGUUUUAUCUUGCUCUUAAUUUGGAAAAUAAAUGUAACGUGAGAUCUCGAAAAAAAAUUUGAAAACGAAAUACGCUAAUCGCGAAUUUGACUUCGAGGCGCAUCGCGAAUGAUAAGCGAUGAUAAAAUAAAGCAAUUGUAACGUAUUGAACCAACGUAUUGAACCAAAUACGAGAAACAACGUUUUUGUGCAAUCUAAUACAGCGAGAUAGUAGUCGUGUUCGAUAAGGGGAACUAAACGAUAGAGUGAGAGUACAAGUUGAUUGGUCAAUUGCGAUCACAAGGAGUCAAUAUGUCGGUUUUCGUUCAUAGAGCGAUGCUCAGUCGCUUCUACAAGCUUGCAACAACGAGCGUGUCAUCGCACGCGUGCAUUGUUACGAUCGUUAAUAGAAUGAUGUCUGGAUGCCAGAGUGAGAAAGUCGUCCCUAAGGAUGAAGUCAUUAGAUUUAUCCAGGAUUGCAUGUACAAAGCCGGAACCACGCUGGAAGACGCGUACACCGUUGGUCAUCAUUUGAUGAUAGCAGACUAUAGAGGUCAUUUUAGCCAUGGGAUGAAUCGGAUGCAGAUGUACGUGAAAGAUAUUGAGAAUAGAAUCACCGAUCCUACCGCCCGACCGCAGAUUAUCACCGAUUUCCAGGCAAUAGCUCUCGUAGAUGGAAAAAACGCGCUGGGCCAAGUGGUCGGUAAAUAUUGUAUGGAGCUCGCCAUAGAAAAGGCCAAGAAAUUCGGCAUCGGCAUGGUGACAACACGCGGCUCCAAUCACUUUGGUAUUUGCGGCUACUACACCAUGAUGGCGAUGGAGCAAGGCCUGAUCGGCUUCAAUUGCACCAACACAAGUCCAUUGAUGGCUCCGACGCGCAGCGUGAAAGCCGGUCUAGGGACGAAUCCAUUGUCCUUGGGUAUGGCUACGGGCGAUGGCGACGAAUUCGUUCUUGAUAUGGCGACCACGGCCGUCGCCGUGGGUAAAAUCGAGCUAGCCAUUCGGAAGGGCGAAGAUAUCCCCGAAGGCUGGGCGCUCGAUUCUGAUGGAAACGUGACCCGCGAUGCCGAAGAGGCUUUCGAAGCUUCUCUACUGAUGCCUCUCGGCGGCUCAGAAAGGAAUUCCGGAUACAAGGGUUAUGGUUUAGCCCUGAUGGUCGAAAUACUCUGUGGUAUUCUCAGCGGGAGUCAAUUCGGACCGAAUAUUCGUCCUUGGAAGACCGGCAACGAUCAGAUCGCUGAUGUCGGACAUUGUUUUAUGGCCAUUAAUCCGGAAGCUUUCGCGAGCGGCUCAAAGGAAAGAUUGUCGACUUUGCUUAAACAGCUGAGAAACUUACCCGUUGCCGGCGAGGAACCCGUCCUGAUCGCCGGCGAUCCUGAAAGAUUGCAUAUGAAGCAGGUCGAUAGAGAGGGUGGUAUCACGUAUCAUCCAAAUCAGCUCAAGGCCUCGGAAGAAUUCGCUAAACAUAUGAGUGUACGGCCGAUGAAACUCGUUCCUAAAUCUGUUUAAUUUUAUAAAUAGAAAUAUUAAAAAUUAAUUAAUUUCAUUUUGUUUCUUAUAUUUUCUUAUUGUUUAAAUUUUUCUUAUAUGAAUAUGAAAGGUAAUCGGAAGUUAAUAAAUGCCGAUUUGUAUCCAGUUAAUAAUCAUUAAUCGUCGUUAAUACUGAAUACAAAGAUUUUUACGAUAUAUUUUUUGAUACCGUUUUAUUUG
Messenger RNA from Camponotus floridanus (Florida carpenter ant), 2095 nucleotides. RefSeq lists its product as uncharacterized. The transcript is spliced from 2 exons. Gene Ontology annotation, molecular function: oxidoreductase activity. NCBI's taxonomy places the organism in Eukaryota, Metazoa, Arthropoda, Insecta, Hymenoptera, Formicidae. The record is from RefSeq and is a predicted model, not a curated record. The coding region runs from base 698 to 1894 and encodes 398 amino acids.